This is a messenger RNA of Eremothecium sinecaudum, 1659 nucleotides long. It is a transcript of the gene PDI1, whose product is annotated as protein disulfide isomerase PDI1. Gene Ontology annotation, biological process: response to endoplasmic reticulum stress; protein folding. NCBI's taxonomy places the organism in Eukaryota, Fungi, Ascomycota, Saccharomycetes, Saccharomycetales, Saccharomycetaceae. Gene Ontology annotation, cellular component: endoplasmic reticulum. Bases 1 to 1659 code for a protein of 552 amino acids. The record is from RefSeq and is a predicted model, not a curated record. The transcript has a single exon. Gene Ontology annotation, molecular function: protein disulfide isomerase activity.
AUGUUGUUUAAAAAGCAAAUUACACUGGCUCUAGUGGCAGCAGUGACCGUUGGUGCUAGUUCCGCCCAAAACGCCACUGCUCCUGAUGAUUCUGAUGUUGUACAAUUAAAUGGUGAGACAUUCCAGAAAUUUGUUGAUGAAAAUCCAUUGGUUUUAGCAGAGUUCUAUGCUCCAUGGUGUGGGUACUGUAAGUCUCUUGCUCCAGAGUAUGUUCAAGCGGCAGCAGAAUUGAAAGACAAGGGUAUUCCUUUGGCACAAGUUGAUUGUACUAAAGAUCAACAAUUGUGUAUGGAAAUGGAGAUCAGAGGGUACCCAAGCUUGAGGAUCUUCAAAGAUGGUAAGACCGACGACUCUCUAGAAUACAAGGGAGGUAGAACCAAGGAUGACAUUGUUAAGUUUAUGGUGAAACAGAAUGAACCUGCUGUUUUGGUGUUAAACGAGAAAACCGCUGCUGAAGACUUGAAGAAGGUGCUAAAGGAGGCUGGUUCCGCCGUUAUUGUUGACGGAGGUGUUAAGGGCUUCAACUCUACCUUCUACGAGGUAGCCGGUUCCCAAAGAACCUUCUUUACAUUUGUUCAAAACCAAAAUGGGGAUGGUAAGUUGAAGAUCUACUUGCAAGGCGAGGAAGAUCCAAUUGUUUACGAUGGUGAAGAUUUAGAUGUUCAACACUUCACUGAAUGGAUCGCCGUUCAAAGCGUUCCUUUCUUUGGUGAUGUUGACGCUGACACUUACGAACGUUACUUGGCUGCUCAGGUCCCAAUGGCUUACUUCUUUUACACUUCCAAGGAGGAGCGUGCCGAAUGGGAACCAACUUACAAGAAAUUGGCUAAGCAAUACAGAGGUUUAAUCAACUUCGUUGGUUUGGACACCGCCAGGUUCGGUAAACAUGCCGACGCAUUGAACAUGAAGCAACAAUUCCCAUUAUUUGUUAUCCACGACUUCCGUAACGACUCCAAAUUCGGUAUGCCACAGUUAACUGAAGAGGAAUUCAAGGCUGCUGGCCAAAAGGAAACCCUAAAAGAGAAGGACGUCUCCAAGUUCGUUAAGGACUUCUUAGACAACAAAUUGGAACCUAUUGUCAAGUCCGAAGAUAUCCCAGAGACCCAACUCACCAACGUCUACAAGCUAGUCGGUAAGACCCACCAAGAACUUGUUCACGAUCCAACCAAGGACGUAUUGGUUGAAUACUACGCCCCAUGGUGUGGACACUGUAAGAGAUUGGCUCCUACCUACGAACAGUUAGCUGACGUAUACGCUUCUGAUGAAGACGCUAAAGACAAGGUUUUGAUAGCUAACAUCGACUUCACUGAGAACGAUGUGUCGGGUGUCCACGUAGAGGGCUUCCCAACUAUUGUUCUAUACCCUGCAGGCAAGGACUCUGAGCCACAAUAUUACGACUCCACCAGAUCCUUAGAAUCUUUCUUCGACUUUAUUCUAGAAAAAGGUAACAACAAGAUUGACGGUAAGGCUAUCAAGGAACGUCUCGAUAAUGCAGAAGCUCUAGACGAAGACGAAGAAGUUGAAAUUGAAGAACCUGCAGUUCCAGAGCCUGAAGAGGAAGAUGUAAAAAUUACAGUGACUAAGAAUGAAGAAGACGAUGAGCAGGAUGCUGAGAACUCUGAUGACGGUGAGUACAAGUGGUCUGCUGAUGAGUUAUAA